CAAGGACCAGAAUGCAUUUCGACACAGUCGCUCCUCUGCUCACAUCCGCUUGACUCGCUAUUUGUGUUGGAAAAAGGACUUUGUGAAACUGCAGCGAUGUCAGUCCAGGUUGUGGCAGCGAAAAUGGCAGAGGUCGAACUCAAAGACGUUCCCACCGGCAAAGACUUACCGGCCGGUUCCCCGGUGACACCGACCUCGGAGGGCAAGAGCCUCGCCAGAAACGACCCACACGAGGCCGGUUCCUCUGCCGCUGCGUCCCCUACAGCGGAGCCCUCCGCCAAAGCCGGGGAAGGCAGCCUGGGUUUGCUCACCCCGAACCCCGCGAAGAUGCCGCAGACGUCGGCUCUGAAGCGGACGGACCCGCAGCAGAACGGCGGAGAGGCUUUUGUCAACCGUGACGGGACCGUGGCCGAGGCUCCGCGGAUGAAAAAGCAGAUCCAGUUUGCGGACCAGAAACAGGAAUUCAACAAGCGUCCCUCUAAGAUCGGCCGCCGCUCCUUGUCCCGCUCCAUCUCCCAGUCCUCCACAGACAGCUACAGUUCAGCGGCCUCAUACACGGACAGCUCUGAUGAUGAGACGUCUCCUCGGGACAAACAGCAGAAGAACUCCAAGGGCAACGGAGACUUCUGCAUCAAAAACAUCAAACAGGCCGACUUCGGCCGCAGAGAGAUCGAGAUUGCAGAGCAAGAGAUGCCAGCCUUGAUGGCUCUGAGGAAGCGAGCCCAGGGGGAGAAACCGCUCGCCGGCGCCAAGGUGGUGGGCUGCACCCACAUCACUGCCCAGACUGCUGUGCUGAUGGAGACUCUGUCAGCUUUGGGGGCUCAGUGCAGAUGGGCAGCCUGCAACAUUUACUCCACCCAGAAUGAAGUGGCAGCUGCCCUGGCAGAAGGAGGUUUCAGUGUGUUUGCGUGGAAGGGUGAGUCAGAGGACGACUUCUGGUGGUGCAUCGAUCGCUGUGUCAACGUGGAAGGCUGGCAACCCAACAUGAUCCUGGAUGACGGUGGAGACCUGACUCACUGGAUCUAUAAAAAGUAUCCCAACAUGUUCAAGAAGAUCAAGGGCAUCGUAGAAGAGAGCGUCACCGGUGUGCACAGGUUGUACCAGCUGUCCAAGGCAGGCAAGCUUUGUGUUCCAGCCAUGAACGUCAACGAUUCAGUGACCAAGCAGAAGUUUGACAACCUCUACUGCUGCAGAGAGUCCAUCCUAGACGGCCUGAAGAGGACCACUGAUGUCAUGUUUGGAGGCAAACAGGUGGUGGUGUGUGGAUACGGAGAGGUGGGAAAAGGCUGCUGUGCCGCCCUCAAAGCAAUGGGCUCCAUCGUCUACGUCACAGAGAUCGACCCCAUCUGUGCCUUGCAGGCCUGCAUGGACGGCUUCAGGCUGGUGAAACUGAACGAAGUCAUCAGACAAGUGGACAUCGUCAUCACCUGCACAGGCAAUAAGAACGUGGUGGUGAGAGAGUACCUGGACCGCAUGAAGAACGGCUGCAUCGUCUGCAACAUGGGACACUCCAACACCGAGAUCGAUGUGGCGAGCCUGCGGACUCCUGAGCUGACCUGGGAGAGAGUGCGCUCUCAGGUGGACCACGUCAUCUGGCCCGAUGGCAAGAGGAUAGUGCUGCUGGCUGAGGGUCGUCUGCUGAACCUCAGCUGUUCCACUGUGCCCACUUUCGUGCUCUCCAUCACCGCCACCACCCAGGCGCUGGCUCUGAUAGAGCUGUACAACGCCCCAGAGGGACGCUACAAACAGGAUGUUUACCUGCUGCCCAAGAAGAUGGAUGAGUAUGUGGCCAGCCUACAUCUCCCUACCUUUGAUGCACAUCUUACAGAGCUGAGUGAUGAGCAGGCCAAGUAUCUGGGCUUGAACAAGAACGGGCCCUUUAAGCCAAACUACUAUAGGUAUUAAUCCAGUGUCGGGGUUGGACUGAAGAAAUACAAAUACUCCAUGAAAGGCACAGACCCGUAGAGGGAGAGGAGGAGGACAGAAGGACGGACGGAUGGACAGAACACACCUGCUUUAUAUUGGGGAGGGGAGGGGCCGAGCUCUGACUGAGCCUGAGGGGAAGGGGAGGGUGCAGAGGGGCGUGGCUUUCCCUGCGCUUAUGGCAGCCGUUUUAUUUAUUCACGCUCGACAACAAUAAUGAAAACUUUAACUCUAACUCCGUGGAGCUGCUCCCGCCAUUUGCCAUUAGCUAGCUCCCUGCCGUCUUCUCCUGGAAGAUGUUUUACUUCCCUUCCACUCGUCAUUUCACCGCCAUUAUCUCUUUAGUCGCUCAUUUGUGUGUCGAGUUGUAUGUAAAUCCUCCAUCCUCCCUUCCCCAUUGCCAGAUCUUUUAUUGUUUAACUAUUAAAGAUGAAAUUAUUGAUGCUAAAAAAGAUAUAUACUAUAUAAAAGAAAAAACUUAACUAAAAAAAAAAAUCUGUGUGAAUGAAGAUGACCGUUCAAGAUUUAGUGACGGACACUUUUUUUCCUGUCCUUUUUUUUUUUUUUCUUUGUUGUUGUCUUUUCUUUUCUACCUGUGAUUUUGUUUUUCUCUUGUGUAAUAUUGCGAGGGCGGGGUUAGACCUAGUGGGCGGGGGUUAGGCGGGAUCUCAGGGUCCAAUCAUAUCAUGUCUUUUAUUUGAUCGUUUCAUUGAGAUUCACCGUUGUGUCUGGUUUUUAAAACAUUUUUUAUGCAUUCUUUCCCUUUCCAAUCAGCCUGUAGUUUCUCAUGACUGUUUUCUUCUUUUCGUAUGACUGGAUGGUGACCGGUUCUUCCCACCUGUCACUCAAAGCCACAGUGAAACCAUCUCAUUGGCUGCUUCUUUCUCUGCUUCCAGCUGCUCACAUGGCGCCAGUGUUGAAGUGAUGAGAAGUAUUUCAAGCGUGUGAGAGCUAACCUUUAUCAUUUUGUCUUUUCCUUUACCAACAAUGACUAUACUGUAUUAGUAACAUGGCAGGUUGUCAGAUCAUUACAAGGGGUGUACUGUAUAUUUAGAUAUUUAUAUUGAAACUAAGAUUUUUCUAUCUUCUUCUCUUCCUGCACCAUCUAAUAUCAUAACUUUUGGAGAUAAAAAAAAAUCAACAUAUGUCAUAAAGAUAAAUUAAAUGUUCUAAUGAUAAGUGUAAUAAAAAAUGUACUUAAACCCUCACUUUGAAUACUGUGACAGAAAAUAUUUACAAAGAAACCAAAUGAGCAGAAAGUCGCUGCCUGGCCGGUACUUUAUCUUCAAUCACGUCCUCAUUGAAACGUAUGGUGCUGUUAAGAUUUACUGUACCUACCAUACACACCACAACUCUUUGGUACUCAGAUACAGUCAAGGGGUUCAGCUUAAAAAAUAAAAUCCACCGUGAGUUAUUUUCUUUUCAUCCAAGAAGCAUGUUUACCUCCUCAGUCGAUUCAUGUGCAUUUACCUGUAGAGGUUGUUUUUAUUAACCUUUUCAAAGAGACGAUUCACCCUAAAAUCAAACAAAGAUUGUUGUCAAUACGCCAACACUUGGCAACUCACACCAAAACCAGAUUGCUAAAUAUGAGUUUGAUUUUGGAGUGAACGGUCUCUUAAAGAUGAACAAAUUUGGCCAUUCUACCCCAGGUAUACAGUCAUGGACCACCCUUAUUUUGUCUAAUAUCUGUUUCAUUGGUACAACUAAAGGUACAUUUGUUUGGACAAAUAUAAUGAUGACAACAAAAAUGGCUGAUAAGAGUUUAAAUUAAGAGCUGAUAUCUCGACAUUUUCCAUGGUGUUAUUGAUAAUGAUUUGGGUUAUCAAGAAAACCAGGGAAAAUAGACUUAGACUGUACUUUAUUGAUCCCUUUGGGAUGACUCCCUCAAGGAAAUUGAAGUUCCAAUAGCAUAUAAAUACAAAUGCAGUUGAGAAACAAUUGACAGUAAACAUAAAACAAUACACUAUAUUAAAGUAAACAAGUGAAAAGAGCUUAAAACUGGAGAGCUACUGGAGAGGCGACCGUCUCCCACAGCGCCUAGCAACAUCAACAAUAACACCAGCAUCAUCAUUAUUUGAUGAAAUGUCUAGAUAUCAGCUCUUAAAUUAAACUUACGAGCUAUUUUGUUAUAUUUGUACAAACAACCAUACUUUUAGUUGUAUCAGGCAUUAAAAUGAACAAGAAAUUGAUAAAACAAGGGAGGUCUAAUAAUAUUUCCAUGACUGUAUUUGAGUUUUUCCCUCCCCAUCUAAGAAGCUUAGAUUCUACCGGUAUAAUGAGCUGCACAGUCAUCGUCCCCAGCUGACCUGACGGUGGAAAUUAUUAAAAGUCCUGACAGUCAUUUCACCUGACAGCCCAGUGCACCCUGCUGCUAUACUGACUCUGCCCCUGAACCAAUCAGAUCCCUGCUAACCUGCUGGGAGACGCUGCCAGCUCUCCUCUC
This is a messenger RNA of Centropristis striata (black sea bass), 4366 nucleotides long. RefSeq names its product adenosylhomocysteinase like 2b (gene ahcyl2b). Lineage: Eukaryota; Metazoa; Chordata; Actinopteri; Perciformes; Serranidae. The transcript is spliced from 17 exons. The record is from RefSeq and is a predicted model, not a curated record. The coding region runs from base 97 to 1905 and encodes 602 amino acids. Gene Ontology annotation, cellular component: cytosol. Gene Ontology annotation, biological process: L-methionine cycle.